CGGUUACCAAAGUUGGGGCCAAUUUGCCGGACAUUUUGAAUGAUGUACGUCUUCUUCUUUACUGUUGCCUUGAUUUUGGCAAGGGUAUUAUUUGUGAUAAUUGGAUCAACUAUGCCGCAUUUGAUGCGCCUGUUCGCAAGCCGGCAUAUCGCCAGCAGACGAUGUCAGCUUACAGCGCGCGCUUCCCUCAAUGAGCGAUUCCAACAUUGGCAGUUAGCACAUUCUAUUCAUUCUUAGAUCUCAGUUCCGCUCCAGAUUGUGGUGCGUAAAAU
Messenger RNA from Truncatella angustata, 272 nucleotides. RefSeq lists its product as uncharacterized. NCBI's taxonomy places the organism in Eukaryota, Fungi, Ascomycota, Sordariomycetes, Amphisphaeriales, Sporocadaceae. The transcript has a single exon. The coding region runs from base 40 to 237 and encodes 65 amino acids. The record is from RefSeq and is a predicted model, not a curated record.